Messenger RNA from Hyaloscypha bicolor E, 1373 nucleotides. RefSeq names its product high-affinity iron permease-like protein. Gene Ontology annotation, cellular component: high-affinity iron permease complex; plasma membrane. The record is from RefSeq and is a predicted model, not a curated record. NCBI's taxonomy places the organism in Eukaryota, Fungi, Ascomycota, Leotiomycetes, Helotiales, Hyaloscyphaceae. The coding region runs from base 57 to 1205 and encodes 382 amino acids. Gene Ontology annotation, molecular function: ferrous iron transmembrane transporter activity. Gene Ontology annotation, biological process: iron ion transmembrane transport. The transcript has a single exon.
CUGUCCCCCCCGUUAAACUCAACUACCACAUUCUACUCCUUCUGCGAACCGUCGCCAUGCCAAACGUAUUUGCUCCGUCGGUGUUCUUUAUUGUUUUUCGAGAGGUUCUCGAGGCAGUCAUCAUUGUUUCCGUGCUUCUAUCUUUCCUGAAGCAAUGCCUCGGCCAACCAGACCAAGACCAAAAGAUCUACAAACGACUGGUACGACAAGUAUGGUUUGGGUCAUUAUCAGGAGUUUUCGUCUGCCUGGUUAUCGGUGGUGCGUUCAUUGGAGUCUUCUACGGCGUCGGCAAAGACAUCUGGUCAAAAUCAGAGGAUCUCUGGGAGGGCAUAUUCUACCUCAUUGCCACAGUCAUCAUCACAGUCAUGGGUCUUGCGCUUCUGAGGGUCAAUAAAAUGAAGGAGAAGUGGAGGCUCAAGAUUGCACACGCUCUUGUCGACAAGGCGAAGCACCAUAAUGCCAAAUCCUGGCUCGGUGCUUGGGGGAAAAGGAAUGCUCUGUUCAUACUUCCGUUCAUCACGACAAUGCGGGAAGGAGUCGAAGCAGUAGUGUUCGUUGGAGGAGUAUCUCUCGGCUUGCCAGCUACAGAAUUUCCGCUGCCAGUCAUAACUGGCUUACUGGCCGGUUUGCUGAUUGGGUACCUCAUCUACCGGGGCGGAAACGUCCUGUCCAUCCAACUAUUCCUCAUCGCCUCCACCAGCGUUCUGUACCUCAUUGCAGCGGGCAUGUUCUCAAAGGCUAUUUGGAGCUUGCAAUUCCACACCUUCGCUCAGAAAGUCGGCAGUGACGUGGCAGAGCAAGGAUCCGGGCCAGGCUCAUACGACAUCACGCAGAGUGUCUGGCAUGUCAACUGCUGCAGUCCGCAAACCGACCACGGGUGGGACGUCUUCUAUGCCCUUCUAGGCUGGCAAAACUCGGCCACCUAUGGCUCUGUCAUUUCUUACAAUGUUUACUGGAUUGGUAUCAUGGUUGCAGUGUCAUGCCUAUUGUAUGAGGAGCGCACUGGUUCACUACCGCUGAAAACCCAGACCCUGGCAACAUUAGCGAAGGUUCCUGGGCUCAAAGGUUGGGCGAAGAAGAAGCAAGCAAUAUCGGCGGAGGAACGAGCUGGAAUUGUUCGCCAAGGUCAAGCUCACUUGGCUGGUGGAGUUUUCCAUGAUUCUGACGGUUCGUUGUCGGAGGACAACCGACAGCUAGCAAAGUAGCUGGCUCCCAAUGAUGUGAGGCCGAUAGGAAUAGUGAAGAGGUUGAUUUGAUCUUUCUUACAAGGUGGUACAGGUGGGGAAAUUGGCGUUAAGAGGUUCUAGCAUAUUGAAUUCUUAAUUUGAUGAAAUCAGAUAGCAGUUUCAACACCGAUCCGUUGAUCUCUCCGA